Molecule: messenger RNA, 691 nt
Organism: Vitis vinifera (wine grape)
Lineage: Eukaryota; Viridiplantae; Streptophyta; Magnoliopsida; Vitales; Vitaceae
Exons: 2
Coding region: 114-524 (136 amino acids)
Source: RefSeq, a predicted model, not a curated record
CAAAUCAUGCUAUUCCAACGGUCCAUUCCCUUGAUAUUAACUAUUAAGCUCAUAUCCAGUAACCUCCCACUUACCUUUUGCCCCAACACUUCCACCGCCAUUUUCUCUCCACAAUGGAAGAAUCCGCUAAAGUUCAACACGUAACAAAAGCUUCUUCAGACCAACUCCUCAGGAAGUUCGCCCAAGCGGGCGGCGACGAUGCUCCCGCGAAGGAGCUCCGGGUAGUGAAACGCCGGAAAAAGAGCCGGAGAAGCCGCGAAGGGCACAACCGUGAGAGCCCACCGAAUGGCAGUUCUGGAGUUGUGGAGAAGAGAUCGCUGCUUCCUCCGGCUACUCGGAGAUCGGCGGCAUUGCUUCUGCAAUUGGGUAUAGGGAGAUCACAACUCAGAGUGAGGGAUCUCCGGAACAAGUCCAUUUUGGGAGCAAUUGAGAAGACAUGGCGAAGAACGAUUAAAGGAGCUUCGAAGGUGUUGAUAGAGAGGCAUUACAAUCAGCACAAGCGUUUGAUAAAUGAAGCCAUGUAAUCUUCUACUGUUUCUCUAUUCCUUUGAUUUUGGGUUCAAAGGACAACUCCUCGACACGUUCGCCUGUUAUUUAUAUUCUUUGUUGUAGACAACCACAUCUAAUAAACUCUUAUUCAAUUACUAUAUGUACCCUCUGCCAAUCAAAUAUAGGGUGUGAAUUUAAAUUA